AUGCAAUUCGCAACGUCGACCAAUGGCGCAUAUCUUCUGCUCCGGCAACCGCUUCUCGAGGCUUCGACCUUUGAUUUUUUCGGCUGGAUCUUGCUCUUCGACUGGGUCGCGGGUAGUUGCGAAGUCGUGUCGUUUCAAGGAGAUGCUGGCAAUGUCACGCUUAUUUCGAAUGCCUAUAGUCCGCAGCUGUACUCGACGGGGACGCAGCCACUCCAGACAGCAACCAAAAUCCUCUUCUACCUCAUCGUCGCAACGUCGGCGGUGCUCGUCUUCGUCGGUUUCUUGUCGCUUGGCUACGCGGGUCUCGUACGCCUACGCUUUUUGGGCCGCAACCUCUUGUUUUUCAACCGAAUUGUCGGAGCUGUCUGGAUCGGUCGACCCCUUGCCUUCCUCCGGGGCGUCACCGCCAUCUUGCUGCUGAGCUCAGCCAACGCAUCGCUUGAGACGCAUCAUGGGUACUCGCGCUUCGCGGCAUCGCCUCGUCCAUGGCUGGCGUCGCUCAUCAUUACCGGCGAGGCGACGUGGGUGACCUAUGUGAUCAAUGAGACGCUUUUGGUUCUGACGCGAGAUGCGACGACGUUCUACAGCCCGCUCACGAGCUGUCUCUCGUGGUUGAUUCUCUUUUGUAUCGAGCUAUCAAGUCCCGUUAGCGUAACGGCGACGCUAGCGCGGACGUGCGUUGGCACCGACAUGGACUUUGCCCUCUCGUGCUCCAGCGGCGUCGUAGCUGUUGGGAGCUUGACUCGCGUCUGGGCGCUCGUCGUUAUCCAAGCUGGUGUCGCCAUGGUGAGUUUCGCGCUGUGCUCCAUUGUGCAUCGGCGCUGGUUCCGGCGCCCAGCACGUCGGUGCGACGAUUCGUUGCUCGUGUCCGGCAUUGCGCACUUGUUUCUGUGCACGCACGCUACGAGCUCAGAAGAAGUAUACACGAUCGACCACGUCGCGUGCAUUCUCAGCGGCCUCGUCCCACUUCGAGUUGGCAAGCAAGCGUACACAUUCGACUUGAAGCUGUGGCUUAUCUUGGUCGACGACCUCUCGACAAGCUCAUUCCUCAAGAUGCUUCCAUGUCCUUCCUUGGCGUUUCAUAGCCACGUCCCUCGCCGCGCCUCAACGCUCAGCAACAUCUCACACGUCUCGCCAAGCCGUCUGCAGUCCGCACUGCUCAAACGAGCCUCCAUGUUUGUGCCUGACGCUGCCAAGAAGGCUCGGGUCGCGCACGUUUGGAUGGUCCUUGGCCUCGGCUAUAUCAUUGCCUCAAUUUUUGGCAGCAUCUCGUAUCUCCAGGUAUCGAGAAUCAACCUCUCGAACGACCUCUUCUGGGCCACCUUCAACACGACCGGCGCACAUGCGUUUAUCGCCAACUGGCUCAACGAGCAGCUCGUACUUGGCAACACGACAAUGCCCAACCUCGCUUUGGACAAGCCGAGCGCAAUGCAGUCGUUUGCGGCCCCCGAAGCCGUCGUCUUGUCAUCGGUCAGCUACGGCGCCUAUCUACAGCACGAGCCUCUGAGCGGCAUCACCGCCACCAUCCGAGGUCUUCGGGUCACGGAUGCGUGUCAAGCACCGUGGAUCUUCUCACCAUAUUGCUUUGUCGACUUUACCCGAACGUGGUCAUUGGCCAACUCUGCUCGGCGCGAAACCCGGUGUCAGUCGAUGACGACCAAUGGCGCGAUAUACCUCGAGUCGGUUGUGCGCAACAUCAACUACGACGCGUUUGACGCAUGCUGGGGACCCUCGUUUGAGAUCGCGAUCGCGUCCGAGCUCCGACGGUCCGAUGCUGGCCGAGCGUGGCUUGACAUCUCCACGGCUGUCAGCGCCGCGCUGUCUAUCGCGGACGAAGCGCUAUAUUGGCGCCAACAUGGCAUUCAGCAUUACAAGGUGCAGUGGCAAAACUACAAGCGCCUCGGCGUCCUCAACAGCUACUCGAUCAUCAAUGCGUACGGCAUUGCGUAUCCGCUGACGCUAACGUCGCAAAACGGGACGUACUGUUUGGCGAGCCAGACGAGUUUCAAAAUGUACUGGGCCUUCGCCAACGACUUGACGGCAGUUGCAGACAACUCGUCGCGUAUCGCUGGUCGCAGCUUGGUCUGUUCUAGCCCCGACUUUGCUUUUGCCAACACAACGCUGGGUGCGGUACUUGUGCUGAACGGUGCCCUCACAUCGCCUCUCACCGCUGGCUUCCAGCUCGUGCAGGCGCUCCUGGGGCCCUACGGGUCCAUCGACAUGGUGUACGUUCCCGUGCCAGCGUCAGUGCGCACUCUUUUCGCCGUGCUCGUCGAUGCUUCGCGCGCGCCUCUCUCCAAGAACGUCAAGGCCCAAGCUCUCUACAGCGGCAUCGCGACGCUGGACGCAUCUUACCCCACACUGCCGUCGCGCCAGCAGUACAUUCUUGCGGCCCUCCUUGCCGGUCUCCACCUCCGACCUUCGGGGUGGGACAUGAGCGCAGUGUGCGCCCACGAGCCAACAUUUGUUUCCAAAUGUCCGAGAUAUCUACGCCAAACGCUGAGCUACGUCGAUACGUUCAUGCUACCGCUGCCAUCGACCGUUGCGUCGUCGUUAACGAGUGUCAACGCGGACGUGCGGGCCAUGGAGAUUGAAUUUAUGAUCUACACCAACGUGAACGCGACCGCACCCCUUUCUGUUCAGCGCAUCAACCUUCUCGACGCCACCGAAUCGGACUUUGCCUUUUUCGCGUGGCUCUACCUGUACGACUGGGUGCUCGGCAACCGCGAAGUCAUUUCGUUUCAAGGCGACGCCGGCAAUAUGACGCUCCUCUCGGACUUUGCGUCGCCACUCGCCGAGUUGACACAAGAAUGGCAGGUGACCGCCAACGUCGCCCAAUACCUGCACGCAGGUGUCAUCUACGUCACGGGCGUCAUGAUUGCGGUUGCUUUCAUGUCCGCCAUGUAUAUGCUGACAAGUUGUGGUCACUACGAAGGCCUCAACAUGCUCGAGCUCGGUCGCGUCGGUGGCAUUGUCUGGGUUGGGCGGCCGCUCUUGGUGCUUCGAAGUAUGACUGCUAUCUGUGUUCUCUCGACGGCGACGCUGGAGCUCCAGUUCUCGGGUUAUAUGAGUGCCUUUUCGACCAUGCGCGAUCCGUGGUACAAGACACUCCUCGCCGCCAACGAAGUCACGUGGCUCGUCUCGAUUGUCAACGACAUCUCGUUGGUCGUUACGCAAGAGUACUCGACGUACUACGUUAUGGUCAACGGCCUCGUCGUCUGGGCCCUCGUCGCAACACUUACGGCCGUCUUGCCCGUUGACGCGAACACGUCGAUCGACCUCCAAUGUACUCUGCAAGUGGACUUUCAAGCCAUAUGUACCUCGGGCUCAAUCGAGAUUGGUCAGUUUGCGCGACUCCAACUACUCAUCGGCAUCAUCCUCGUCUGCAACAUUGUGUGCUUUUACAUGGUGAAACUCAGUCUCAAAGCAAAGCCCACUUGCCAUGUUACGUCGCUCUUACUUUCAUCGGGCGCCAAGUACCUGUACGCUCACAGCGACCGCGUCUACAACGGCGUGUACUACCUCGACCGCGCAUCGGCGGCUUGA
Molecule: messenger RNA, 3546 nt
Organism: Saprolegnia diclina VS20
Lineage: Eukaryota; Oomycota; Saprolegniomycetes; Saprolegniales; Saprolegniaceae
Exons: 2
Coding region: 1-3546 (1181 amino acids)
Source: RefSeq, a predicted model, not a curated record